Messenger RNA from Helianthus annuus (common sunflower), 1929 nucleotides. Its product is annotated as proline--tRNA ligase, cytoplasmic. Bases 211 to 1752 code for a protein of 513 amino acids. Gene Ontology annotation, molecular function: proline-tRNA ligase activity; ATP binding. Gene Ontology annotation, biological process: prolyl-tRNA aminoacylation. The transcript has 13 exons. The record is from RefSeq and is a predicted model, not a curated record. Gene Ontology annotation, cellular component: cytoplasm; aminoacyl-tRNA synthetase multienzyme complex. NCBI's taxonomy places the organism in Eukaryota, Viridiplantae, Streptophyta, Magnoliopsida, Asterales, Asteraceae.
AUUUAGGGUUUAGACUUUGAAUAUAUCUAACGCAGCCCCUUCUUAUCGACAGCUAUCAUCUCAUUUCGCUUCGAUUCCGAACUGUUUCACCGCCGGCGUUGACCGGAAACCACAACAAAACUUCACCGGCGGAGGAUUCCGUUUAGUUUUCUGGCAUCUAAACUCACCGUACUCCUUCAGUUCACUAGAAUUUAGUUGAAAGCUGAAAAUAUGGCUGGAAAAGGAGAUAAGCCUGCUAAAGCAGAUAAAUCUGCUGCUGUUGCGAAAUCUAGCAAGGGAAGGAAGAAGGAGACUGGUCUAGGUCUUACUAAUACCAAAGAUGGAAACUUUGGGGAAUGGUAUUCUGAGGUUGUUACAAAUGGUGAAAUGAUCGAAUAUUAUGAAAUAUCCGGAUGUUACAUCCUCCGCCCAUGGACAAUGGCCAUUUGGGAGAUAAUGCAAAACUUCUUUGAUCCAGAAAUUAAGACGAUGAACAUUAAAACAUGCUAUUUCCCCCUUUUUGUGUCCAAUAAUGUUCUACAAAAAGAGAAGGAUCACAUAGAGGGUUUUGCUCCCGAGGUUGCGUGGGUCACAAGAUCCGGUGACUCUGAUUUGGAGGUUCCUAUUGCCAUUCGCCCAACUAGUGAAACUGUCAUGUAUCCCUAUUUUUCUAAGUGGAUCAGGGGACACCGUGAUUUGCCCUUAAGACUUAAUCAGUGGUGCAAUGUUGUUCGAUGGGAGUUCAGUAAUCCUACUCCAUUUAUCAGGAGUCGUGAGUUUCUUUGGCAAGAAGGACACACUGCUUUUGCAACAAAAGAGGAGGCAGACACUGAGGUUCUGGAAAUCCUUGAAUUGUAUAGACGUCUGUAUGAGGAAUACUUGGCUGUCCCUGUUGUGAAAGGGAGAAAGAGUGAGUUGGAGAAGUUUGCUGGCGGGCUCUAUACUACCAGUGUUGAGGCCUUUAUUCCAAAUACUGGUCGAGGUGUACAAGGUGCAACCUCACAUUGCUUGGGCCAGAAUUUCGCUAAAAUGUUCGAGAUUAACUUCGAAGAUGAAAAAGGAGAAAAGGCUAUGGUCUGGCAGAACUCCUGGGCAUAUAGUACCAGAACGAUUGGGGUGAUGGUGAUGGUUCAUGGUGAUGAUAAAGGCCUGGUGUUGCCCCCUAAAGUUUCAGCAGUACAAGUUAUCGUCGUGCACGUGCCUUACAAAGAUGCAGAUGUUAAGGAAAUAAUAAACGCAUGUUCUGCCACUGUGAAGACUUUAUGUGAUGCUGGUAUCCGUGCUGAAGCAGACCUUAGAGAGAAUUACUCGCCUGGUUGGAAGUAUUCUCAUUGGGAAAUGAAAGGUGUUCCCCUGAGGAUUGAAAUAGGUCCAAAGGACCUUGCUAAUAAGCAGGCGCGUGCUGUUCGUCGUGACAAUGGUGCAAAAGUAGACAUUCCGAUGGCAGAUUUGGUCGAUUCAGUAAAGGGAAUGCUGGAUACUAUCCAGCAAAACAUGUUUGAUGUUGCUAAGGAAAAACGAGAUGCUUGUAUUCAAGUUACAAAAACAUGGGAUGAAUUUAUUGAAGCGUUAGGUCAAAAGAAAUUGAUCUUGGCUCCAUGGUGUGAUGAAGAGGAAGUUGAGAAGGAGGUGAAAGCAAAGACGAAAGGGGAGACGGGUGCUGCUAAGACACUUUGUUCUCCAUUGGAGCAGCCAGAACUGCCUGAAGGCACAUUAUGCUUUGCAUCAGGGAAACCAGCAAAGAAAUGGACGUACUGGGGACGAAGUUAUUAGAAAUUUGAUUCUCGUGUUUUCUGUUACUAUACUGAACUGUGAGGAUUUUUUUUUAAAGUUUAACCAUUUGCUACGAUUGUGUUUUGAAAUCAAAACAAUGGUUCACAAUGUUUAAUGUUUGACUUUGAUAUUGAUAUUGUUGGUCUUCUUAAAUUGUGAUUUAUAUGGUUAUAAAGA